This is a messenger RNA of Capra hircus (goat), 3919 nucleotides long. It is a transcript of the gene CLSTN3, whose product is annotated as calsyntenin 3. The transcript is spliced from 18 exons. The record is from RefSeq and is a predicted model, not a curated record. Gene Ontology annotation, biological process: positive regulation of synaptic transmission; positive regulation of synapse assembly; homophilic cell-cell adhesion. Gene Ontology annotation, molecular function: calcium ion binding; amyloid-beta binding; X11-like protein binding. NCBI's taxonomy places the organism in Eukaryota, Metazoa, Chordata, Mammalia, Artiodactyla, Bovidae. Bases 305 to 3178 code for a protein of 957 amino acids. Gene Ontology annotation, cellular component: postsynaptic membrane; cell surface.
GGCCGUGCUGACGUCAUCCUGCAGUAGCGGGGAUGGGGUGGGAAUGAGAGAGAGAGAGUGAGGACGCCCGGCUCCAGAACGAAGGAGCAGCAGCCACUGCCGGUUCCCCCUGCUCAGCCGCCCAGGUUGGGGUCUGCCCUAUGGACUAGGGUGGGCGGCAGGCUCCUUUCCGUCUCUGCCCUGCUUUCUGCCCUCUCCCCUCCCCUCUUCGGAGAGCCCCUGCAUCCCUUGCCCAAGGUGGAACAAGCAGGGCUCCAGGCUCUGGGGGCGAGCAAUCGGGGCCCUGCCCUGCCUACACCACGCCAUGACCCCCCUGCUGUUUCCCCUCUUGGUGGCCUCCCUGCUCCCCUCCAGCUCCUGUAACAAAGCCAACAAGCACAAGCCAUGGAUUGAGGCAGAAUACCAAGGCAUCGUCAUGGAGAAUGACAACACGGUUCUGCUGAACCCACCGCUCUUUGCCUUGGACAAGGAUGCUCCCUUGCGCUAUGCAGGUGAGAUCUGUGGCUUCCGGCUCCAUGGGUCCGGGGUGCCCUUUGAGGCCGUGAUCCUGGACAAGGCGACAGGAGAAGGGCUGAUUCGGGCCAAGGAGCCGGUGGACUGCGAGGCCCAGAAGGAGCACACCUUCACCAUCCAGGCCUACGACUGCGGCGAAGGCCCGGACGGGGCCAACACCAAGAAGUCCCACAAGGCCACUGUACAUGUGCGGGUCAACGACGUGAACGAGUUUGCCCCGGUGUUUGUGGAGCGGCUGUACCGGGCAGCAGUGACCGAGGGGAAGCUGUAUGACCGCAUCCUUCGGGUGGAGGCCAUCGACGGCGACUGCUCCCCCCAAUACAGCCAGAUCUGCUAUUACGAGAUCCUCACGCCCAACACCCCCUUCCUCAUCGACAAUGACGGGAACAUUGAGAACACAGAGAAGCUACAGUACAGUGGUGAGAAGCUCUACAAGUUCACGGUGACGGCUUAUGACUGCGGGAAGAAGCGGGCGGCGGACGAUGCUGAGGUGGAGAUCCAGGUGAAGCCCACCUGUAAGCCCAGCUGGCAAGGCUGGAACAAAAGGAUUGAAUAUGCACCAGGCGCCGGGAGCUUGGCUCUGUUCCCUGGUAUCCGCCUGGAGACCUGUGAUGAACCUCUCUGGAACAUUCAGGCCACCAUAGAACUGCAGACCAGCCAUGUGGCCAAGGGCUGUGACCGUGACAACUACUCGGAGCGUGCACUGCGGAAACUCUGCGGCGCGGCCCCCGGGGAAGUGGAUCUGUUGCCCAUGCCCGGCCCCAAUGCCAACUGGACGGCGGGCCUCUCGGUGCACUAUAGCCAGGACAGCAGCCUCAUCUACUGGUUCAACGGCACCCAGGCGGUGCAGGUGCCCCUGGGGGGCGCUGCGGGGCUGGGCUCCGGGCCCCCGGACAGCCUCAGUGACCACUUUACCCUGUCCUUCUGGAUGAAGCACGGUGUCACUCCCAACAAGAGCAAGAAGGAAGAGGAAACCAUCGUGUGUAACACCGUCCAGAAUGAGGAUGGCUUCUCUCACUACUCACUGACUGUCCACGGCUGCAGAAUUGCCUUCCUCUACUGGCCUCUACUUGAGAGUGCCCGGCCAGUCAAAUUCCUCUGGAAGCUGGAGCAGGUCUGUGAUGACGAGUGGCACCACUAUGCUUUGAAUCUCGAGUUUCCCACGGUCACACUCUAUGCAGACGGCAUCUCCUUCGACCCCGCCCUCAUCCACGACAAUGGUCUCAUCCACCCGCCUCGAAGGGAACCCGCACUGAUGAUUGGGGCCUGCUGGGCUGAGGAGAAGAACAAAGAGAAGGCAAAGGGAGCUGACAACAGUACGGACGCCACAGCAGGAGACCCCUUGCCGAUCCACCACUACUUCCACGGCUACCUGGCUGGUUUCAGCGUGCGCUCAGGCCGCCUGGAGAGCCGUGAGGUCAUCGAGUGCCUCUAUGCAUGUCGGGAGGGGCUGGACUAUAGGGAUUUCGAGAGCCUGGGCAAAGGCAUGAAGGUCCACGUGAACCCCUCGCAGUCCCUGCUCACCCUGGAGGGGGAUGAUGUGGAGACCUUCAACCAUGCCCUGCAGCAUGUGGCUUACAUGAACACUCUGCGCUUUGCCACGCCUGGCGUCAGGCCCCUGCGCCUCACCACUGCCGUCAAGUGCUUCAGUGAGGAGUCCUGUGUCUCCAUCCCUGAAGUGGAGGGCUACGUGGUGGUGCUACAGCCGGAUGCCCCCCAGAUCCUGCUGAGCGGCACCGCUCACUUUGCCCGCCCAGCUGUGGACUUCGAGGGACCGGAGGGGGUUCCUUUGUUCUCUGACCUUCAGAUCACUUGCUCCAUUUCGCAUCAGGUGGAGGCCAAAAAGGACGAGAGUUGGCAAGGUACAGUGACAGACACUCGCAUGUCAGACGAGAUCGUGCACAACCUGGAUGGCUGUGAGAUCUCCCUGGUGGGGGAUGACCUGGAUCCCGAGCGGGAAAGUCUGCUCCUGGACAUGGCAUCCUUGCAGCAGCGAGGCCUGGAGCUCACCAACACAUCCGCCUACCUCACCAUUGCCGGGGUGGAGAGCAUCACCGUGUACGAAGAGAUCCUGAGGCAGGCGCGUUAUCGCCUGCGACACGGAGCAGCCCUCUACUCCAGGAAGUUCCGGCUCUCCUGCUCAGAAAUGAAUGGGCGUUACUCCAGCAAUGAAUUCAUCGUGGAGGUCAGCGUCCUGCACAGCGUGAACCGGGUGGCCCACCCCAGCCACAUGCUCAGCUCCCAGCAGUUUCUGCACCGCGGUCACCAGCCGCCUCCUGAGAUGGCUGGACACAGCCUGGCCAGCUCCCACCGCAACUCCAUGGUCCCCAGUGCUGCGACCCUCAUCAUCGUGGUAUGCGUGGGCUUCCUGGUGCUCAUGGUCGUCCUGGGUCUUGUGCGCAUCCACUCACUGCACCGCCGCGUCUCGGGGGCCAGCGGGCCUCCCGGGUCCUCCAGCGACCCCAAGGACCCUGAUCUCUUCUGGGAUGACUCAGCUCUCACCAUUAUUGUGAACCCCAUGGAGUCCUACCAGAGCCGGCAGGUCUGCGUGGCGGGCGCUGCGGGUGGCCAGCCGGACGACGAGGACAGCAGCGACUCGGAGGCAGCCGAUUCGCCCAGCAGCGAUGAGAGACGCAUCAUUGAGACCCCCCCUCACCGCUACUGAGGACUCUGCUCCUCCCCAGACAGAGAAUUCUGUCCCGGUGAGACAGACACACCCAAGAGACAGGAGGAGCUUCUUAGAGGAGAGAGACCAGGUGGGGUGGAGGAGAGAGCUCUUAGGAGUCCUCUCCUAAUCUCAGAAUCCGGGGGCCCACCAGAGCCCGCCCCCUCCCCCUCAGCUCCCAGCCCACCCCCGCUCCGCUCCGUGCCUCUGGGCUCCUACUCGCGGGUGGGGGAGAUUCUGGCUGCCUUCUCUGUCGCCAGGCAGCCACCCCCUUUGCUGAUCCACGUCUGUCUCUUCCUCCACCGGCCAUGUGCUAUAUGGGGGGGAGGGACUGAAGGAAACCUUGUCCCCUGCCCUUACCUUCUCUCCUGUCCAUGGGGCCCCCUGGCCGGGCAUUCUCUGCUUCUCUUAAUGAGCCCCCCCUUUCCAUUUCACUCUGGGGAUCCCCUCCUCUCCUGGCCCCCUUCCCUCCUCUUCCUCUCCUGUCCCCCCUCUCUGAGGCCUGGCUGUGGCCGGGUUGUAGGGGUGGGAGUGCGGUGGGGGCCCCGGCUGGAUUAUAUAUAAUGUAUAUUUUUUCAUGUUGUCGUGAGCGCAGCCCCUGUGUUCCGUGUGCAGCUCACAACCUUGUGUGCGUGUGGCAUUGUCACGUCCUGGGGUGGGAGUGGGGGUUGGGUGGUGGGUGUGUGAGGGAGGGGACACACCCUAGGGUUUUCAAAUAAAACAACUGGAGAAAAGCCUGGU